Messenger RNA from Staurois parvus, 345 nucleotides. The record is from the annotation of a GenBank genome assembly. Lineage: Eukaryota; Metazoa; Chordata; Amphibia; Anura; Ranidae.
CUAAAACAUAAUACAGUGCAAACAAACCAAACCAACCACCCACAGAUAACAGUACAUACAAGCAAGCGUCGUCAGGCAGGCCGGGUCAAUAUCAAUAGGGCAGGUAGGUACAGGGGGAGCAAGCGGAGAUGGGUCGGGGUCACAGGCCAGGUUCAGCAGGUAGCAAGCAGCGUGGUACAGAGGGUCAGGCAGAGGGAUGGUCAGGAGCGAGCCGGGAUCAGAGCAGGAGAAGUCAGCAGCGGUUCAGAUCAGGCAGGGUCAGCAAAGGAACAGAAACAGGAUGCAGGACAGAUACAGGGCCCAGGACAAACACAACACCAAGGCAGAGUCUGUGGGUCUGGCCAU